This is a messenger RNA of Sarcophilus harrisii (Tasmanian devil), 9220 nucleotides long. RefSeq names its product ERCC excision repair 6 like 2 (gene ERCC6L2). The record is from RefSeq and is a predicted model, not a curated record. NCBI's taxonomy places the organism in Eukaryota, Metazoa, Chordata, Mammalia, Dasyuromorphia, Dasyuridae. Bases 653 to 5311 code for a protein of 1552 amino acids. The transcript has 19 exons. Gene Ontology annotation, molecular function: ATP-dependent chromatin remodeler activity; ATP binding.
CUUUGACCUCCUCUCCUUUGGCGCCACACAAUACAAUCUGCUUACUCAUUUCCCAAAUGUUAGGCACAGAUUUGGCUUCCAAUGUUCGCCAUUUCGGAGAACGCUCUUUUUAAAAGCAACUAGCUCCACAGGGACGUCACAAUCAGAUCUCUAAGGCAGGGAAAAACAUCGACCCACCAGCGUGAGCGCUUCCAAGUACCGCGCCCCGCUAAAGAUCUCGCGGUAAUCUAACCAAGGAAACACGGAAAAGGGUUCCGAGACAGAGCCGACGGACUGCCGGCCCGUGCGUUCUCGCGAGAUUUUCCGGGAGUGGUGAGAAAAGGAGACGAUGUGUGGAGACGGAGGGGAAAAGGAAGCGCCGCUGAGGACGCAGGUCCCCGCCCUCCUUCCCGCCCUCACUUACCCACCUGAGUUGAGCUCCAGCAUGGCUUCCGGUUGGGGAGGGAGACCCACAGGCCGCCCGAAAAUGUGACUUACCUCCUCUUUCCUUCCUCGCCCGCGCAGGCGCUCGCUCGCUCGCUCCCUCGCUGGACUAUCCCGGGUGAAUUCUGAACUUGAGAGUCCUGCGUAAUGACUGUGACAUUAAGCAUCAGCUAGACCAGGCCCGAUGGGCCCUAAACGCCUGUGACAGUCGCUGUCCCCCCCUCGCCAGAUGGAUCCUCUUGCUUCAGAGUCAUGGAUCCCUGGGGAAAAAGCAGCAGAAGAUGUGUGGCACAUUGGAGAAAGAUGUCUUGUCCCUGUCACAGACAAUGGGAAGCUUUGUGAAGCAAUAGUGAAAUCCAUCAAGACAGAUGAAAAUGGAAAGUCAUUUGCACUUGUAUUAUUUUCAGGUUCACUGGAAAAGAAAGUACCUUUAAAAAAACUCCAUAAAACAACAUCUGGUAAAAGUUCUUUCAGAAGUUUUAUGUUUGAUGAUAUUGACUUGGAAAAGCCUUAUUUCCCAGACCAAAAACUUCCAUCACCGGCUGUUUCAUUUAAGUUAUCUGAAGAUGGUGAUUAUAUUCCAUAUACAAUUAAUAGAUAUUUGCGUGACUACCAAAGGGAAGGAGUCCAAUUUCUAUAUAGACACUAUUCCUUGGGAAGAGGAUGUAUUCUUGGUGAUGACAUGGGACUUGGAAAAACAGUACAGGUAAUUUCAUUUCUGGCUGCAGUACUGCAUAAAAAGGGUACACGAGAAGAUAUUGAAAAUAACAUGCCAGAGUUUUUGUUAAAGAAUAUGAAAAAAGAAUCUUCUACUUGUGCUCCAAAGAAGAUUUUUCUGAUAGUGGCUCCUCUUUCUGUGCUCUAUAACUGGAGAGAUGAAUUGAACACCUGGGGAUAUUUCAGAGUCACUAUUUUACAUGGUAAUAAAAAAGACAACGAGCUAAUUCGAGUCAAGCAGGGAAAAUGUGAAAUUGCUCUAACAACUUAUGAAACCCUUCGCUUGGGCUUAGAUGAGCUGAACAGAAUAGAAUGGUCUGCUGUCAUUGUGGAUGAAGCCCAUAGAAUCAAAAAUCCCAAGGCUCGAGUUACAGAAGUUAUGAAAGCUUUAAAGUGUAACAUCCGUAUAGGCCUUACUGGUACCAUUCUUCAAAAUAACAUGAAAGAACUUUGGUGUGUUAUGGACUGGGCUGUGCCAGGACUUUUAGGUAGCAUGACUUACUUCAAGAAGCAGUUUUCUGAUCCAGUGGAGCAUGGACAGAGACAUACUGCGACCAAAAGAGAGCUAGCUACUGGCCGAAAGGCCAUGCAGAGACUAGCAAGAAAGAUGUCUGGCUGGUUCCUGAGGCGUACUAAAACUCUGAUCAGUGAUCAGUUGCCUAAGAAGGAAGACAGAAUAGUUUACUGUUCUCUGACAGAAUUCCAGAAGGCUGUUUAUCAAACUGUUUUAGAGACAGAAGAUGUGACCUUGAUACUUAGAGCUCGAGAACCCUGUACAUGCAACAGUGGCCGUAGAAGAAAAAAUUGUUGUUACAAAACCAAUUCAUAUGGUGAAACAGUGAAAGCCCUAUAUUUCAGUUAUCUUGCAAUCCUGCAGAAGGUAUCUAAUCAUGCUGCACUGCUACAGAUCAAUAGCAACACCAGUAAACAGCAGGAAACACAUCUCAAAAGGAUAUGCAAUCAAGUUUUUUCAAAAUUCAAAGAUUUCAUGCAGAAGAGUAAAGAUGCAGCCUUUGAAACUAUUUCUGAUCCAAAAUACAGUGGCAAAAUGAAGGUUCUUCAGCAGCUUUUAAAUCAUUGCAAAAAAGCCAGGGACAAAGUUCUUCUUUUUUCCUUUUCUACCAAGUUGCUAAAUGUUCUGGAGCAAUAUUGUAUGGCCACUGGGCUAGAUUACAGAAGACUUGAUGGAAGUACCAAGUCAGAGGAAAGAGUUAAGAUAGUAAAAGAAUUCAACAGCACACAAGAUGUUAAUAUUUGCCUUGUCUCUACAAUGGCUGGUGGUCUUGGCCUCAAUUUUAUUGGUGCUAAUGUUGUUGUAAUCUUUGACCCUACUUGGAAUCCAGCUAAUGAUCUUCAAGCCAUUGACAGAGCAUAUAGGAUUGGGCAAUGCCGGGAUGUGAAAGUAUUUAGACUGAUAUCCUUAGGAACUGUGGAAGAGAUCAUGUAUUUACGUCAAGUAUAUAAGCAGCAACUGCACUGUGUAGUGGUUGGGAGUGAAAAUGCCAAGCGGUAUUUUGAAGCAGUUCAAGGAUCAAAAGAACAUCAAGGAGAACUUUUUGGGAUCCACAACCUCUUCAGACUAAGAUCUCAAGGCUCCUGUCUUACAAGGGAUAUCUUGGAGAGGGAAGGCCAAGUGGAAGCAGGGGUCAUGACAGCCACUACAUGGUUGAAAGAAGGACCUCCAGCACACAAAUUAGAAAUGAGUGCAGAUCCUGAAUGUCAAGAAAAUAAAAAACGACAAUCUGAGGAAGUAGUAGAAAAAGAAGUAUCUGAUCUCUACUGUGACUUCAGUGAUGAGGAAUCCAUGGAAAGCUCAAGAACAAAAAUUGCUAAAAACAAAAUUUCUGAUAAAAGUAACACUGCAAUUUCUCUAGGACAGCUUACUUUACUUCAAUGUGGUUUUUCCAGGUUUUUUGAGGGGAAAGCUGGUUUGUUUGAAGAAAGUGAUGAAAAUGUUGAUUCUAAUGAUGAAAGUUCUGAUGAUCAAUCUUUGCAUUAUCUAGAAGAAGGAAAAGAUAAUAGAGUCAGUAACUGCCAGAAGAGUCAGAGCCAAGGAAAUAUUUUAUUGCAUCAGAAAACAACUAGCAACCUAAAGCAUAAAGAUAAAUUUAAAUGUCAAAGGAGGACAGAAACUCUAAAACUCAGUGUUUCUUCUGAUUCUGAGAAUAAAAGGGACUUAAAAAAUAAAGAUGAACAGUCCUGUCCUUCCUCUAAGACCACAGAAGCAGAAGAUAGUUCAGAUGCUAGUGAUAUCAUCUUUCCAACACAAUUUAGAACUGAAAGAUUGUUUUUCCCUAAGAAUGAUGAACAAGUCUUUGAUGUAUCUGAAAAUUCCAAAACAGAAAAUCCCUUUAAAAGGACCACCAGUGUUGAUCAUUGGUCAGGUUCCAAGAAAUCUGACUUUAAUGUAAAUUAUUCAGCUGUUAAUAAGAUAAACCACCCAGAGAAUAUUGUCCAAAAAUUUCUAAAGGAAAGGAAAAGUGUAAGCGAUAUUAGUGAUGAAUCAGAUGAUAUUGAGAUAUCCUCAGAAUCAAGGAUAAAAAAGAGAAUAAUUAGCUCUGUUAAGUUUAAACCCAAAAAAGGAAACAAAAUGAGCCUUCACGAUAAGCUGGAAACAAGCCAGCUAUAUUCAGCAAAUCUAGAUGGUGACUCUCAGAAUAUAAAUGAUUUUUCAUCUUCAGAUGAUGAUUCAGCAGCUAGUAAAAUCACUUUCUCCAAAAAAAGUCAUAGGCAAAAAAACAAGAAAUGCAGGCUUUCUUUUACAACAGAAUCUCCUGACUAUAAUAAAAAAAAUACCAAUUUUCCCAAAAUACUUUCAAAUGAAGAUAGUGACAUUAUUCAAGAACAGAAAGGCGAAUCCAUGGAUAACAUUUUAGAUGGUGUUCAAGAAGUGGCUUUUAUCCAUUCCAACCAGAAUGUGAUUGGAUCAAGCAAAGCAGAAAAUCAUAUGAGCCGAUGGGCUACACGUGAUGUGUUUGAAUUGAAACAGUUUUCACAGCUCCCUGCUAACAUAGCAGUAUGCAGCACUAAGACAUAUGAAAGGAAAAAGAAAGAUCCAUACACCAAGAUUCUUAACAAAGGACAGCAGCCAAGUGAAGAAAACCACUUGCUUCCCCUUUACAUUACAAAUCCUGUGAUUUAUAAAAAGAAGGAAGUUUACCACACAGACCAAAUCACCUUUAUAAUGGGAGAAACUCCAAAAGGAAUCCGAAGGAAACAGUUUGAAGAAAUGGCUUCCUUCUUCAGUUCAUCUUCUAUGGAAGAAUUUGCUGGACAUAUAACAAGUGCCACAUCAGAAGAACGCCAGAAAAUGCUAAGAGAUUUCUAUACUUCUAGAUAUCCAGAAGCAAAAGAAUUUUUUGCAGAUAUUGAUUCAGAAUUGAUUAAAUCUGACUAUGAAAAAAGAGAAAAUAUUACUAAAUCGAGAAAGAAAAAAUCCCUGGUGAAAGAAAAUUUGUCAGAUUCUGAUCCUUUAGCAAUUAAAGUUUCUACAAGUAGGACUACACAAAUUUGCAAUCCAAAAAGGCAUAAAGAAAAAGUAAUUGAGUUUCAAAAUAAUGAUUCCUGUGGUGAAGUUUUGUCUAAUAAUGCAAAACCUAAAGAACAACCCGGUAGUUUUACCCAAGAAAUUGUCAAUGGGAAAAAGAGCCAAGCAUUCAAAGAUACUUCAGUAUCCAAUUCCUUGAACAGUAAAUCUGAAACUUGUAAGAGAAUGUUAGUAAAUACUAUUAAGGACCAACAGGACUUUACAAGAACAGACUGUUCAAGAAGCGAACCUCUUUUGAAAUCUGAAAACAAAAAAAUAGAAAACCAAACUUUAGAAGACAACACUGUGGUAGACUUACUUGGUGACACUUCUAUUCUUGAUGACCUGUUUAAAAGUCACGGGAACAAUCCUACACAGUUGCCAAGGAAAGCUCUUUCAAAGCCCAUGGAAAAAGCAAAGCAGCGGCCAAGGGAUUUCUGGGACAUACUGAAUGAGCAGAAUGAUGACAGUCUUAGUAAAUUCACCGACUUGGCAGUAAUAGAGAUGUUGUGUGAAAAAGUACCCCUUGCUACAUCCACUAAAAGAAAUGAAGGGCUUGAAAUGUCUCUUUGGAAGUCAAAUGAGAAAUUUUUAUGGAAAAAAAAUGAAUCAGAUGAUUCACAUGAAAGUGCACCUAGCAAAUAGUGUGAUGCCUAGAAAUACAAGUGAAUCACAAAGCCAGUAGAGGUUAGCUAUAAAUAUUUGUGUUGGGAGGAAAUACUAAAUGUGAUGAAUUGAAUUUAUUUCUGAAAAAUAUAUUUAAUUCAACUCUAUCCUUGAGUUUUAUUUUUCUUCUUGGGGAUUAAACAUUUUAUGGGAAUACAUUGGUAAAAACUUGAUAUUUUUAAGUGUACUAUCUCAUUGGGCAAUAGGCUUUCUGUUAUAAAGACCCUUGCCUAAAAGAAAAAAGGGAGGGAAAAUAUAAUAGGAACUAGCACCUCACUAGUCAUCAAAAAGCCCAGGCUCUACUUCUAGAUAUUUACCAUGAGCUUAAAAAAGUCUCUCCAUCUCUUUAAAGCCCACUGGAGCUAAGCUGUCUUGAUGAGUGAGUAAGUAAAUGCAUACUCGCCUAGCCUAUUGUAUCCAAUUGUCCUCAGAUCAAACCAUGAUUCACAUAUCAUGCCCUUUUUAAUCUAGACCUUCUGUUCCUUUUGCUGUCCAUACUAUUCUCCCUGAUGCUGCUUUCUAUCUCUUGCUCUGAAAAGUUUAAUCACAUCACCACUACUAUUGUUUGAGGUAAGGAGAAAUCAGGCAAAUGCCCUAUGGAUUAACUCUAUCUUUUUUGACUCUCCGGACUAACAAUCUUCCCUAGCAGCCAUUCCUCAAUAUAUAUUGUUUCCUUCCAUUAAAAUAUAAGCUCCUUGAAGGAACCUCAUUUUUUCCUAAUAUUUCCCAGUGGUUAUUAAUACAGUGUCCAAUACAUAGUAAACAGUUAAUAGCUGCUUUUUCAUUUAUCGAUUAUCUAUCAAAUAAAUAGGAUUGAACUCAUUUGUCCAUCUUCAGAAUUCUUAAUCUUUACUAUUUAUCAAAUCAGUAUCAUAUUAUCUCCUUUUCCCCCUCUUUUAAACUCCAAGAAUAUAGUAACUCAUUUUUCUCACUGUACUUAGGAAAACCUUAAUUCAUUAUUUUUUUUAACAACUUCAUUAUUGUGGAGCACUAACAUUUUUAGUAUGAUGAUAUUGUGAUGACUCUGAUUUCAUCCAUACCUUUUCAUCUUGUAUUUACACUUUGUCUAUGUCCUCCCAUAAAUCCUUCAGAGGGUAUCUAUUUAACAUACUAAGUAUCUUCCUCUAAAUCUUUCCAUUGCAAUGAAGCACAGUGAUCAUACCAUUUCUCACUCUCUGUUCACACUAUAUGAAUAUUCCAUUUCUUUUUACCAGUUAAGCAUUUCUUCAGUAAUAUAUUUUAUAUUAUUUAUCCUUUGUAGUUUUUCACUGGUAAUAAGUUUUAGUCUAUUCUUGCCAACUUGUACCUGAUCAUUGCCUUUUGAAAAAUCUAUAACUUUAAUUCUUGGGAGAAUUGUAGACCUGGCUUCAUCCUGAUGUAACAUCACUGAAAAAUAGGUCUUUUUUUUUUUAAGGAAAAGAAGCAACUUAAGGUCAUUUCUCCUCCUCCUCCUAAUUCAAUUGUUGUUUUCCCCAUUUAUUGUCUUUUUAUAGGGAUUGUCCAAGAUAUUGUAUUUGUACAAAUAUUAUAUAUAUAUAUGUAUAUAUAUAUUUAUAUUUAUAUUUAUGUGUGUAGGUAUGUACUUUUGUAUAUGUGUAUUGUGUAUGUCUCUUCUCAAAGCCAUAUGGAUCAUCCAUUUAACUAUGUGUUUGCUCUAUAUCCAAGUGUUUUUGCUAUGUGGAUGAUUAGGCUGAACACUUUUGUUCAAUUUUGAUCAAUUUUUAACUAAUUUAGAAAACUACCUAUGUUCUCAGCAUUUGCCCCAUGAAUAGGAACACACUACCUCCCAAAGCAUCCCACUUUACUUUUGAAUAGCUAUAGUUUUAAAGAAAAUUUUCUCUGCUUCUAAAAAUGUCUCUUUGAAACAAGUAACAUUCUGGACCCAAGCACAGAAAGUUUUUUCCUCUUUCAAAUAACAUCCCGUUAGCUAAUUGAAAGUAGCUAUCAUGUAGUUGUCUAUAAUAUACUAAAUAUCCAUCCCCUUUAGACAGUCCCUUUAGACAGUUUUUCACAUCUACAUGAGGCCCUUCACUAUCUUUCUUGCUCUCUGGAUGCUCUUCAGCUUACCAGUAUCCUUCUUAACAUGUGACACCUUUAACUGAAAACAAAUGGAGUCCAAUUAGGGUAGAGUUGACCAGAAUGAUCAUCUAUUCUUAGACCUUGUCCCUUAAUGGAAUCCAAGAUUCAAUAGCUUUCUUAGCUUUCAUCUCCCACUGUUGACUCCUUUAGUAUAAAGUUCUCCAAAAAAAAAAAAAAAAACAAGCCUGUUUUUCAGACUAAAUUAUAUCUAGAUGGACAAAUUAAGCAUUUAAUUAAAUUGUGAACAGUUCUUGAGGAACUGUCUUUUGCCUUUUUUUGGGGGGGGGGUAUCCCCAGCACUUAGCAAAUGCCUAGCUGGUAGUGGCUGCUUAAUAAAUGCUUAUUGACUGACUGCUCCAUUAUUAUAUGGUAGAAAUUGUGCUAAGCACUGAUGACAUAGAUACUAGCAAGCAAGAUGGCCCUUUCCUUCAAGCAGUCUUCAUUCUCAUAGUAGAAGACAACACAGAAGAGGAGCUGGAAAUCAGGGAGGUGGUUUGGUUUGGAUUUGAUCAAGAAGGGAAUCAUCAAUUUAUCUAUCAGAGUCCAUGAAAUUUCUUGUUGGGAAGUGGUAAGGAUGGUAGCUGGAGAAUAGAUAAUGUGGUUUAUAUAGCCAUUUCUAUGUCUUGCACUCCUGAAGUCAAUUUUCUGAACUUCAUUGUAGACUUAGAUUUUUCCCUCUGCCAGAGCUCUUUCCAAGUGAAGAUUAAACUAUUUAGGGACUGCACUUUGUUUCAUAUUUUAAAAAAACCCUAAUCUACCUCAUUCUAUUAUUGCUAGCUCACAUUUUCUCUCUUUCCAUAAUAGUAUCAGUAGAAUUUUUGUAAAGUGUUAUAUUGAGAUCCUUUAGUCUAGUGAUUCUGCUAAAAAGGAGAGAGGAAGAUUAUUCUGGUGUGAUUUAUACAUAAUAAAACCAUAAUGGCUUUUCAUGAUCCCCUCCUCACAUAUUAACCAGCUGUGAUUUUAAUAAUAUAUUCUGAUAAUAAUGAUAAUGAUAUAUUAUAAAAAUUUUUCCAGUAAUCAAUCAGAUUCACUGACCUGAUUUGCAGAUUCCAUUCUCUUCUCUGAUUUCUCUUAGCGAUAAACAAUGGCAUACUGAAAAGAAUGUUUUGUAUUUCAAGGCCAGAACACUGGGGUUCUAAGCCUGACUCUGACAUUUAUGAUUAAAAUGACUAUAAGUCACUCUCCAAACCUCAGUUUUGUCUUCUGUAAAAUAGGAAUAAUAAUACCACCUCAGAGAAUAGUUAAAUCAAAUCAAAAAGCAUUUGUCAAGUACUUACUCAAUGCCAGGAAAGUGCUAAGUGCUGGAAAUACAAAUAAAAGUAAAAAGAAAAACAACUAAAGAAAGACAAUACCCUGCCUUCAAGGGGAUUAUAUUCUAAAAUGAAGACUACUCAGAAACUCAAGGAGGAUUGGGGUGGAGGUCAGGGGGAAGAAGAGAAGAGAAGCAUGGUAAAAAUUCCUGAGAAUCAAAAGUAGAACGAGAGAGCGAACUAUGGUUCACUUGGAAUUUACCAGGCAUUUCCUCAAAUGGAGGUUUCAGUAAGGAGCUCAUCAAUGAAAAGAGGGGGAUGACCUCAAGAGAAGAGGCAUUUGCAGGAUGAAAAUGCUUUCAGGGCAGAGGUGGUAAAGUCUAGAGGGUCAAUAAUUAUGUAUAACACUUCUGAGACAUUGCUGUAAUACAAAUCUAAAGGCUUGAUGUUAAUCAUCUCUAUUUACUUCAAUGUGAAGUGUGACUACAUAGUGCUUAUGAAAAUCAGUCUCAUUGCUUUGUAGUACUUCUAUAUAUGAGAAUUAAAUAACACAGUGAAA